AUGGAUGUGGACUUUCUGAAGUCUGCAACAGAAGAGCAAACAAUGGAAAUGAUGAUGAUGAUGAUGCAAAUGGAAAAGCUCCCAACAGAUUACCCAGGACCCCAUCAUCAACACGAAGGAACUGAUUCCCAAUCCAUGGAGUUCUCUGGAAGUAGCAUUGAUUCAUUAACACAUCACAGUUAUGACGACAACCCACACCAAUCUUCAUCACUUGCAUUGGUUAAUCAUCACCACCAUCAUGCUAAUCCUUCCACAUUAUCGUUUAUCGGCAAUAAUUCAUCAGUUCAUCAUCAAGAACAAGUUAACAUGUCCAGUGCCAUGGUAGUUGGGAAUAACAAAUUCUCCUCAGGUCAUCGUGCAGGUGAACUGUCCGGUGCUAAUGCGAAUGGUGCAUUUUCGAAUAAAAGAAGCUCAAUGGCAGCAAUGCGAGAAAUGAUAUUCCGGAUAGCAGCAAUGCAACCAAUUCAUAUUGAUCCAGAGUCGGUUAAACCACCAAAGAGAAAGAACGUAAAGAUAUCUAAAGACCCACAAAGUGUAGCGGCAAGACAUCGCAGGGAAAGGAUAAGUGAAAGGAUAAGGAUACUUCAAAGACUUGUUCCAGGAGGAACUAAAAUGGACACUGCUUCAAUGUUAGAUGAAGCAAUUCAUUACGUGAAGUUCUUGAAAACACAAGUUCAAUCUUUGGAAAAAGUUGCUACAAACAAUAUCAACACUGGUGGAAGUGCUGGAUCAUCACCACCACUUGGAUUUGGUGCAAAUUAUUCUUCAUUAGCAAAAGCUUACCAAUAUUUACCUACUCAGCAUCAAAUAAUGUUCAACCCUAAUAAUACUCAUCAUCAAAUGCUUAACUGA
This is a messenger RNA of Papaver somniferum (opium poppy), 852 nucleotides long. Its product is annotated as transcription factor HEC2-like. Gene Ontology annotation, molecular function: DNA-binding transcription factor activity; protein dimerization activity. Gene Ontology annotation, biological process: regulation of DNA-templated transcription. The record is from RefSeq and is a predicted model, not a curated record. The transcript has a single exon. Lineage: Eukaryota; Viridiplantae; Streptophyta; Magnoliopsida; Ranunculales; Papaveraceae. Bases 1 to 852 code for a protein of 283 amino acids.